Messenger RNA from Brassica rapa (field mustard), 1532 nucleotides. Its product is annotated as folylpolyglutamate synthase. The record is from RefSeq and is a predicted model, not a curated record. NCBI's taxonomy places the organism in Eukaryota, Viridiplantae, Streptophyta, Magnoliopsida, Brassicales, Brassicaceae. Gene Ontology annotation, molecular function: ATP binding; tetrahydrofolylpolyglutamate synthase activity. Gene Ontology annotation, cellular component: cytosol; mitochondrion; cytoplasm. Gene Ontology annotation, biological process: tetrahydrofolylpolyglutamate biosynthetic process.
AUGGCAGCUCCAGGUUUAGAUCACUUGAAUACAAGACAUAAUGGAGGUUCGUAUGAGGAAGCAUUGGCUGCUUUCAGGGCCGGCUUACAAGGGGGACAAGCGAUACUUGAGCUGGAAGAAGAAGACAUGUUAAAUAUGAAAGUUAUCCAUGUCGCUGGAACCAAAGGAAAGGUAGAUGUUGCUAUAUUGGAGGUUGGAUUAGGCGGGAGGCUUGAUUCCACCAAUUCAGUUCGGAAACCUGUGGUAUGUGGUGUAUCUCCUCUUGGAUAUGACCACAUGGAAAUUUUAGGUGAUACACUUGGCAAAAUUGCUGGCGAGAAGGCUGGAAUUUUCAAGCUUGGAGUUCCAGCUUUCACAGUACCACAACCUGAUGAAGCCAUGCGUCUCCUUGAAGAGAAAGCUUCCCAAUUGAAUAAACUUGGACUUGAUGGGGAGCACCAAUAUCUCAAUGCUGGUCUAGCAGUUUCGCUUGCCUCUACUUGGCUCCAGCAAGUUGGUAAACUUGAAGUUCCCAGUCUUACUAAAAAGUGUAUUCUUCCUGAGAAAUUCAUCAAAGGGUUAGCUACAGCGAGUUUGCAAGGACGAGGACAAGUUGUCUCUGAUCAGUUUAUUGAGUCUCAGACUUCAGGAGAUUUAGUAUUUUAUCUGGAUGGAGCUCACACUCCAGAAAGCAUGGAAGUAUGCGCCAAAUGGUUUUCAUCUGCUGUUAAUAGAGACAACCAGUCAGAGAGUUCAGAACAUUUGCUUAGUGGCUCCUCAGAAUCCUCUCAUGAUCAGUUUUCAGGAGAAGAAAACUGCCAUCAGAUAUUGUUGUUCAAUUGCAUGUCAGUUAGGGACCCAACUAUGCUCCUUCCACAUCUAAGGAAUACAUGUUCAAACUACGGUGUUCACUUCAAGAAGGCAUUGUUUGUACCAAACAUGUCGGUAUAUCACAAAGUUGGUACAGCGGCCGAUUUGCCAGAGGAUGAUCCACAGGUUGACUUGUCAUGGCAGUUGACACUCCAGAAAGUGUGGGAAAGCCUUGUUCAAAGUGAAAUAGGUAGUAAAAACAAAAACUAUGUAGUCCUAAAUCUUUCUGAUCUCAACUCAAUCCUUUUUUUUGGUUACUGGGAACGCAGGAGAAGAAGAUGGUGAAAGUAGUGGGAACAGUGAGGUGUAUACUUCACUCCCUAUGGCAAUAAAAUGGCUAAGGGAUAGUGUACAUGAGAGUAGCUCAGCCACACGUUUCCAGGUAUAACUCAAACCCUUUCCUAUUCAGUAUUCCUCUGUCUCAUAAUAUUUAAGUGGCUCAACGAAUGUAUGUGUGUGCAGGUUCUUGUAACUGGUUCAUUACAUCUUGUAGGCGAUGUACUGAGAUUAAUCAGAAAAUGAAGAGGAAGCAAACACAUGUCAUCAUUAUUCAAGUUUCUCAGUACACCAUACUAAAUCUUAUUUGUAUUAUUUUGAUGAUUUCAUUUUCUACAAGACUUUAUUCUUUAAUCAAAAGCAAAAUGUGAGAGGAACAGGUUCACAAAUGCUACACAACUAGCUUG